Molecule: messenger RNA, 276 nt
Organism: Geodia barretti
Lineage: Eukaryota; Metazoa; Porifera; Demospongiae; Tetractinellida; Geodiidae
Source: the annotation of a GenBank genome assembly
AUGAUCGGCAACAUCAGCAUCACCAACCCGGAAGCUUUCGCCGAAUACGGUAAACGCGUCCCCGACACCGUCGCCCAGUACGGCGGCACAUACCUCGUGCGCGGGGGCACCCCCGAGAAGAUGGAAGGCGAGUACGAUCCGGUGCGCAUCGUGGUCUUGCAGUUCGAAAGCGUCGAGAGGGCGAAGGCGUGGUACAACUCAACCGAGUAUGCCCCCCUCAAGGAAAUGCGGCUCAAGGCCUCAACCGGCGAUCUCUAUUUUGUUGAGGGCGUCUAG